This is a messenger RNA of Macroventuria anomochaeta, 3155 nucleotides long. RefSeq names its product HET-domain-containing protein. Bases 213 to 3155 code for a protein of 980 amino acids. The transcript has 3 exons. The record is from RefSeq and is a predicted model, not a curated record. NCBI's taxonomy places the organism in Eukaryota, Fungi, Ascomycota, Dothideomycetes, Pleosporales, Didymellaceae. Gene Ontology annotation, molecular function: protein binding.
AAACGACAUCGGCCUCUCAUCGCGACACUACUGCGCGUUGCUAUUUUGGAGUAGGCCAGUCAAGUGCUGUACAGCCUUUCCCCUCCGUCUCUACUUGCUGACCUCGAACACAACAGGGAGACUGGUGGCAGCACUCUCUCGCAAGGCUGCCGCGUCAAGGCUCCUGAUACUCGUCGCUACCGCAUGCACCUACCACCCAUCUGUGCAUAUUGAUGCGGCUGUUAUAUUGUGGGGAGGAUGGAGAGCUCAGUGUCACCGCCGACGUGGUUGACGAAGACGCAAUACCGCGUUAUGCAAUCCUGUCUCAUACCUGGGGAGCGGAGGCGGAGGAGGUCACUUUCGAAGACAUAGCAAGGAAGGCUGGUAAGGACAAGCCUGGCUACAGGAAAAUUCAGCUCUGUGGAGAGCAGGCAAAGCGCGACGGCUUACAGCACUUCUGGAUCGACACCUGCUGCAUCAACAAGGCUAACAAGGCUGAGCACUCGCUGGCCAUCCGGUCCAUGUUUUGCUGGUACCGCAAAGCAGCAAAAUGCUACGUCUACUUGUCAGACGUAUCUGCUUCACCCCUUGCAUCCAAGGCAGAAGCGAGCGCACCACUGUGGGACUCAGAGUUCCGAGAAAGCAAGUGGUUUACGCGCGGCUGGACGCUCCAGGAGCUUCUCGCACCUGGCAUUGUCGAGUUCUUCUCAUGCGAGUGGCACAAACUGGGUAACAGGGUAUCUUUAAAGUGCCAGAUUCACGAAGUCACAGCUAUCCCAUAUGCAGCGCUCGAAGGAGCCCCUCUGUCCCAGUUCACGGUCAGCGAGCGGCUUGGGUGGAAACAGGAUCGCCACACGAAGCUCAAAGAGGACGCCGCGUAUUCUUUGUCAGGCAUCCUUGACGUUGACAUCACGCCAGUCUACGGCGAAGGCGCUGGGGAAGCAUUUAGGCGGCUUCACGACGAGGUUCGGAAGCUGGAAGCGUGCCUUCGUGACUUACGCCCUACCGACCCCUGUAACGACAAGAGGCGCAUUGAGGACACAAAGGGUGGCUUGUUGGAGGGCUCAUACCGCUGGGUGCUUGAAAACAGCAGUUUCCAACAAUGGCACAACGACCCACAGAGUCAGCUGCUGUGGAUCAAAGGUGAUCCCGGCAAGGGCAAGACGAUGCUGCUCUGCGGCAUCAUCAACGAGCUACGGAAAACCAUCGCUAGGACGGCGUCUGUGUCGUACUUCUUCUGUCAGGCCACUGACUCGCGCAUCAACAGCGCUACAGCCGUGCUGCGCGGACUGUUGUACUUGCUUGUCAGUCAGCAGCCGACACUCCUCACGCACGUUCGCAAGACGUACGACCAGGCGGGCAAGGCCAUAUUCGAGGAUGCAAACGCAUGGGUUGCUUUAACAGAGAUCUUUGCAAACAUGCUGCAGGACUCGAGUUUGGGCACUACCUACAUAAUCAUUGACGCGCUAGACGAGUGCGUCACUGACUUGCCGAAGCUGCUUCAGUUUGUCGCACAGGGGUCGUCUGCGUCUUCCCGCGUCAAGUGGAUUGUGUCUAGCCGCAACUUGCCACACAUUGAGGGCCAGCUCGUGCAGGCAGGGCACCAGGUAAAGCUGAGUCUUGAGCUCAACGCAGAGUCUGUGUCGGCGGCUGUCAGCAUCUUUAUCCAGCACAAGGUUUCUCAGCUGGCCCAGCAGAAUAAGUACGAUACGCAGACUCGGGACGCUGUACUAGGACGUUUGACGUCCAAUGCAAACGACACCUUCCUGUGGGUAGCACUCGUCUGUCAAGAGCUUGAGAAAACAGCGAAACGAAACGCCCUCAAGAAGCUGCACUCUUUCCCGCCGGGGCUGAACGCGCUGUACGAGCGGAUGAUGCAGCAGAUCAGCAUGUCGGAUGACGCUGCACUUUGCAAGCAGGUGCUGGCUUUGACCGCGCUCAUGUAUCGGCCCAUAACGCUAGAGGAGCUAGUGGCCCUUGCUGAGCCGCUCGAAGACAUAGCUGACGAGGUGGAAGUGCGAGAGAUCAUUGACCUCUGUGGAUCAUUUCUCACUCUGCGAGAAGCCACAGUCUACUUUGUGCAUCAAUCUGCACAAGACUUUCUCUUCACGAAAGCGUCUAAUCAUGUUUUUCCAAAGGGGCCCGAAGCCGUUCAUCGGGCGAUCCUUUCUAGGUCGCUCGUACUUCUAUCCAGGACGUUGCACAGGGACAUGUACAGCCUGGAAGCGCCGGGGGUUCCCAUCGACGACGUUCAACCACCCGAGCCAGACCCACUGGCAACGUCGCGCUACCCGUGUGUCUACUGGAUCGAUCAUCUGUAUGACUCGAAAUAUAAGUCUCAGGAAAAUGGCGUUGGUGACCUGCAAGUUCUUGGCAUAAUCAACGAGUUUUUGAAAACGAAGUAUCUUUACUGGCUAGAAGGGCUUAGUCUGUGCAAGAGCAUCGCAGAAGGCGUGGUUUCGAUGGCGAGACUAUGCUCCCUAGUCCAGAUGCGGGACGCGGACGAGCUGACUAAGCUUGUCCAAGACGCACGCCGAUUUGUCAUGUACCAUAAAGGGGCAAUCGACAGCUACCCUCUGCAGACAUAUGCGUCUGCGCUAUUAUUCAGUCCGACAGGGAGCAGGAUCAGAAGGUUGUUCCAGCAUGAAGAGCCGAAAGAAAUCACAAUCAAGCCAAUGAUGGGCAGUGGAUGGAGUGCGUGCUUGCAGACGCUUGAGGGCCACAACAACGAUGUCAGUGACGAUGUCACCUCUGUAGCCUUCUCGCACGACUCGAUGAAGCUGGCUUCGGCGUCAUGGGACAACACCGUCAAGGUGUGGGAUGCGAGCAGCGGCGCAUGCCUGCAGAUGCCCAACAUUGGCACGGCUGUUUACAACCUAGCCUUCGAUUCCACAAACUCUUUUCUCCAUACCGAGAUAGGUACUAUUGCAAUACACAGCUCAGGGACUCCUAGCGAGGCGGUUAUCGCGGAGCCUGAGCGUCCUGUGUAUGUAGGCACUAGUCUUAGCCCAGACAACCUAUGGAUCAGGCUUGAUGGCAGUAAUAUGCUGUGGAUACCGUCGGAGUUUCGACCGUCAUACUCGACGGUGUGCGGGAGCAGUGUUGGUAUGGGCGUUGGGUCUGGCAGAGUAUGGCUUUGCAGUGUUGUCCUUGCAGACGCUCGUAUCCAUUCGUAG